CGCAGGCGCAGUGGUGAGGGGCGUGGCGACGUGGUCCGCGCCAUUCAGAGGUAAAGCUGCGGAGCCGCGAGAUUUCAAUUCAGCCUGCGGCCUCCAGGCUGUCUCUCCAGUUUGGACCUAACGCAGCAGUCCUUCCCUGGGGGAACAAGAACCAUGGCUGAUAAAACCCAGGAAGUCGGUGGCAUCCAUUUCCCUUUUCCCUUCCCACCCUACUCCAUCCAGAAGGACUUCAUGGCAGAACUGUACCAGGUGUUGGAGGCUGGCAAGAUUGGGAUAUUCGAGAGUCCCACUGGCACGGGAAAGUCCUUAAGUCUCAUCUGCGGGGCCCUGUCCUGGCUCCGUGACUUUGAGCAGAAGAAACAGCAAGAAGAGGUGCGCUGUCUCCUUGAUCCUGGAGCCGGCCCCUUGCCUGAGGGGAGGGACCUGCGCCCCGAAGCCUCUUCUUCCUGCCACGCAUCCCCUACCACCUCAAGGCCUGCAGGAGAGCCAGACUGGGUCACCCAGUUCGUGCAGAGGAAGGAAGAGAGGGACCUGGCGGAGCGAGUGAAGGAUGAGCAGAUCAGGAGGAGGAAACGAGAGGAACGGCUGCAGCAGACCCGCCACAGUGCUCAGCUCAAGUAUGCAGCCCGGGGCCGGAGGCAGGAGGAAGAGGAGACCGAGGCGCUCCUCCGCCUCAGCAGGGAGAUGCUGGCUGAGGGAGCAGGGGCGGAGCAGCUGGAGCAGCUGGAACCUGGGGAGGAAGAGCUGGUGCUUGCGGAGUACACCAGUGAUGAGGAGCGGAGGGCAGCCAGUGGGGUGGAUGAGGAUGAGGAAGACCUGGAGGAGGAACACGUCACCAAGAUUUACUACUGCAGCCGGACACACUCUCAGCUGGCCCAGUUUGUGCAGGAAGUUCGGAAGAGCCCCUUUGGCAAGGAAAUCCGGCUGGUGUCUCUCGGCUCCCGGCAGAACCUCUGUGUGAAUGAAGACGUGAGGAGCCUGGGUUCUGUGCAGCUCAUCAACGACCGCUGCGUGGAGAUACAGAGAAGCCAACACAAGAGUAAGAGCAGAGCUGAGGAGGAGAAGCCAAAGAGACGGCGACAAGAGGCCCGGGCUGCCUGCCCCUUCUACAACCACGAGCAGAUGCAGCUGCUCCGCGACGAGAUCCUGGUGGAGGUGAGGGAUGUGGAGCAGCUGGUGGCCCUUGGGAAGGAGGCCCGGGCCUGCCCCUACUACGGGAGCCGACUCGCCAUCGCUGCAGCCCAGCUGGUGGUGCUGCCCUACCCGAUGCUGCUGCACGUGGCCACGAGGCAGGCUGCGGGCAUCCGGCUGCAGGGCCAGGUCGUCAUCAUUGACGAGGCACACAACCUGAUUGACACCAUCACGGGCAUCCACAGCGUGGAGGUCACCGGGUCCCAGCUCUGCCAGGCCCAUUCCCAGUUGCUGCAGUACACAGAGCGGUACAGGAAGCGUCUGAAGGCCAAGAACCUGAUGUACAUCAAACAGAUCCUGUAUUUGCUGGAGAAGUUUGUGGCUGUGCUGGGAGGGGACAUCAGGCAGAACCCCAACACACGGAGCCUCUCGCAGACAGGGACGGAGCUGAAGACCAUCAACGACUUCCUCUUUGAGAGCCAGGUGGACAACAUCAACCUGUUCAAGGUGCAGCGGUACUGUGAGAAGAGCAAGGUCAGCCGGAAGCUCUGUGGCUUCACGGAACGCUAUGGCGCUGUCCUCCCGCCGCCCCAGCAGCAGUCCAGACUGGCUGGGCUCCAGCACUUCCUGCAGAGCCUGCAGCCCAGCACGACAGAGGCUCCUGCUGCCCCCUUGGAGGAGGCUGAGCCCGGAGCUGUACGUGCUGCAUCCCCGCUGAUGCAUAUCGAAGGCUUCCUCUCAGCACUCACCACCGCCAACCAGGACGGCAGGGUCAUCCUGAGCCGCCAAGGCAGCCUCAGUCAGAGCAGCCUCAAAUUCUUGCUCCUGAACCCAGCCGUGCACUUUGCCCAGGUGGUGAAGGAGUGCCGGGCGGUGGUCAUCGCAGGUGGUACCAUGCAGCCGGUGUCUGACUUCCGGGAGCAGCUGCUGGCCUGCGCCGGGGUGGAAGCAGAGCGCGUGGUGGAGUUUUCCUGCGGUCACGUGAUCCCGCCAGACAACAUCCUGCCCCUCGUCCUCUGCAGCGGGCCCACCAACCAGCAGCUGGAAUUCACCUACCAGAAGAGAGAGGUGCCUGCUAUGAUGGACGAGGCGGGCCGCAUUCUCUGCAACCUGUGCAACGUGGUCCCCGGAGGACUGGUCUGCUUCUUCCCUUCCUAUGAGUACCAGCACCAGGUCCUUGCCCACUGGGGCAAGAGUGGCCUGCUGACUCGCCUGGCUGUCAGGAAGAAGAUCUUCCAAGAGCCCAAGAGAGCCGGCCAGGUGGAGCAGGUGCUGGCGGCGUACGCCAGGUGCAUUGAGUGCCCUGGGGGGGUCUUGCCGCAGAGCUGUGCCCGGGCGAGCGGCCCUGGGACCGGGGCCCUGCUCCUCGCUGUGGUCGGAGGGAAGAUGAGUGAAGGGAUCAACUUCUCUGACGACCUGGGCCGGUGCGUGGUGAUGGUGGGCAUGCCCUACCCCAGCAUCAGGGCUCCCGAGCUGCAGGAGAAGAUGGCCUACUUGGACCAGCGCCUUCCUGGCACCCCUGGGCAGGUGCCCCCCGGGAAGGCCCUAGUGGAGAAUCUGUGCAUGAAGGCUGUCAACCAGUCCGUAGGCAGGGCCAUCCGGCACCAGAGGGACUUUGCCAGCAUCGUGCUCCUGGACCAGCGGUACGCCCGGCCCCCCGUCCUGGCAAAGCUGCCCGCCUGGAUCCGAGAUCGUGUGGAAGUCAAAGCCACCUUCGGCGCUGCAUUUGCUGCGCUGCGGAAGCAGGCGGCGAAACCACUGAGCUCAAGCCCCGGCCCCGAGAUGUGGUUUCUUACGGCCUCUUCCUGUGCCCACAGUUUCACCGGGAGAAGGUGGGGCCCUCCUGAUGGCGGCCACAUCGCUACCUGCCCCGGUCCCUGCCGUGCCUGAGAAAGUGGCUCCACACCGGCCCCCCAGAGCCGGCAAGUGCCAGGGUCCAGGGGUCCCAGUGAACCCAGCAGGAGCCGAUUGAGCUCCUCCCUUGGGAGCAGUGGGUUCUGCCAUGCUGGGGCCCAGCCCAGGACAGCUCAUGCUGGGACUCUCCCCACCCAGCGUGGCCUGGGGUCAGCUUCCUGACACUGCCCCUACCCCUCCACAGCACCCACCUUCCCAGAGGCUAUGCCCACCUGCCCUUCCCGGCACUUUCAGAGACCCUGUGUUUGUCACCGAGACCCUGGAAGGUGCCCUCCCUCCCUGCACCUGCUCUCAGCACCCCUCUCCUCGCCCCAGUCCAGCCUUAGUCCCCC
Molecule: messenger RNA, 3377 nt
Organism: Heterocephalus glaber (naked mole-rat)
Lineage: Eukaryota; Metazoa; Chordata; Mammalia; Rodentia; Bathyergidae
Source: RefSeq, a predicted model, not a curated record